Sorghum bicolor (sorghum) is the source of this 1137-nucleotide messenger RNA. RefSeq names its product E3 ubiquitin-protein ligase RNF181. Gene Ontology annotation, biological process: protein ubiquitination. The record is from RefSeq and is a predicted model, not a curated record. Gene Ontology annotation, molecular function: ubiquitin protein ligase activity. The transcript has a single exon. The coding region runs from base 421 to 942 and encodes 173 amino acids. NCBI's taxonomy places the organism in Eukaryota, Viridiplantae, Streptophyta, Magnoliopsida, Poales, Poaceae.
GCGUUUCAUACAAUUGACCGAAGCCCUACGCCUGGACUCUCUGCUCAUGCGGAGGUGCCUGUAAAUAUCAUCUCCGUCCGUCGGGUCGGGCCUUUCCUUUUGGCAGCCCACAGAAUUGCGGCGGAUAGGGAAUUCGAGGAUAGCUACUCCAACCAGACUCCGCCAUACUAUGCUGCUGCUGCUCCUCAAAGUUAUCUUAUCUGCCAUCCCUGUCCCCGUCACUGCACCGUCAACAAAACGACUGCUGCCCUGCCGCGGCAGCCAAAGCAAACCGAAGCGAUUGCUACUCCUAUUUAACAGACGGAGCGCGGGGCAGAGGAAACGAGUGAAUACUACUACCGCCACCAUUGCUAGUAACGUGCAGAGAGAGAGAGACACACACACACAGCAGCGCAGGCGACGACGACAGGGAUCGGAAUCAUGGACGACGGUGGCGACUGGAUCACGGCGAGGUACCUCCUCUCGUCGAUUCUUGGGCGGAACCCGCUGGUGGUGGACUACGUCGACGAGGAGUCCUUCCCCGUCGACGACCCUCCUAGUCCUAGUCCCUCCUCCCCCUCUUGCGCCCGCCGCGCGGAGCCGCCGCCGCCGCCGGUGCGGGCGCCCGCGGGGGUGGCCGGGACGGUCUGCGCGGUGUGCACGGAGGAGAUCGCCGCGGCGGACGCCGUCGUGCGCCUGCCCUGCGCGCACUGGUACCACCACGGCUGCAUCGCGCCCUGGCUCGGGAUCCGGCCCACCUGCCCCAUGUGCCGCGCCGAGCUGCCGCCGAGCGAACCCGAGGCCGGCGGGGAAGGCGCGGGGCGUGCCAAGCCGGCGGCGCCCGCUCGGGGUGUUGCCGCCGCGGGGACCAGCACCGGUGCGACCGCGACCGCGGCCGCGCGCGUGCGGCGGGAAGCGUCGCACGAGUACCUCGCCGUCGCCGGCGGCGUGUUGUCCGGCUGAUCCCAUCGAUGGCCGCGUCCACCGGCCGGCCGCCGAGUAGAUAGAUUAGGCGCGUGGACCGAGUCGUGUGAACUCAGAGCUCCUCUUGUAUAAAGCAAAUUGGGUAUAAAAAAGAAAAAGAGGAUAUUUCGACCCAAAUUAUUGUCUUGUCAUUUGCCCUGUUCUGGAAUGAUAAUCGCGUGUUUCGUAUUGAAA